Messenger RNA from Aspergillus ibericus CBS 121593, 1115 nucleotides. RefSeq names its product mitochondrial 54S ribosomal protein bL19m. NCBI's taxonomy places the organism in Eukaryota, Fungi, Ascomycota, Eurotiomycetes, Eurotiales, Aspergillaceae. Gene Ontology annotation, biological process: translation. Gene Ontology annotation, cellular component: ribosome; mitochondrial large ribosomal subunit. Gene Ontology annotation, molecular function: structural constituent of ribosome. The transcript has 3 exons. The record is from RefSeq and is a predicted model, not a curated record. The coding region runs from base 39 to 728 and encodes 229 amino acids.
CGCUGCUCCUGUUGCACACCACGCAGGUCACUCCCACCAUGGCGACCUCCUCCCCUAUUCUGCAGCAGCUGGGCUGCUUCCGGUCGCUCCUCAGACCCCAGCCCCUAACGCAGCACAGCAACCACCUCGGUCGUCGCGCCCUCAGCACCGUCUAUUCCGCGAAGCCUGAGCCGCAGCCUCUGCCGGCCAAUUUGCCGGAGCAAUUUCUGCGACAAUUGCCGUUGCGGAUGAGGCCGGAUUUGGAACGCAAAGCCCGCAAAAUCCCUCCCCCGCCACCAGCCCCCCAAUGCAAGGACCCCAUCGGCGCCGUACAAGAAGCCCAAUUGGCGCAAUUGGAUCCCACCGGCGAGCGGAUGGCUUUGUUCGAUUACCGACGGAACCCGCGCAGUGUCAAGGUGGGCGAUAUUCUCCGGGUGACGUUCAAGAACGGGGACCCGUUCUCCGGGGUGUGUUUGAGUAUUCGGCUCCGGGGCAUCGAUACGUCGUUUUUGUUGCGGAAUCAGUUGACGCGGGUGGGGGUCGAGAUGGCGGUUAAGGUGUUUAGUCCGAAUGUGGAGAGCGUGGAGAUUGUGCAGAGGACGGAGAAGAGGAAGAGGAGGGCUCGGUUGUAUUAUAUGAGAAAGCCCAAGCACGACAUGGGCAGCGUCGAGAACCUCGUGGCCAACUACCUCCGCCAGAAGAGAUCGAUUGCCGGCAAGAAGGCGGGCGGGGCGGCGAAGAGACGGUAGAUUUUGCAUCUCGGCGAUGGUCUUGGGUGAAUGUAUUAUUACUAGCAUGUAUAUUUGAUUGUUUGGGUUGUUUUUGGGUACUGAAUGAGAGUAGUUAUACCCUUGUCUGGGGGCCAACCGAUUGCAGCGUACACACCUCAACCCUACUAUGCUUACUCCAACCACACCCUCGCCCAUCCGACUCAGAUCAACCCAACUCAACUGAAGAAUUAAGAAACACCGCAGAUGUACAUUAACCCCCACGACCCUCUCGACCUUCCCCUCUUCAAAUCCCAAGGAUCCUAUUAUAGGAAGACAAAUACUGGUUGUCAUUGUUCGGGGAAGGCAUGUUUGUGCGGAGGGGUGGGCGAGUACAGUGUUUCUGAUGCAGAUUGAGUAGAUACAUUU